AAUUACAAACUUGUCCAGUGUUGCAUUAAACUGACAUAGUUCGGCGGUUCAUUUUACACAAACAACUUUGAGGUCAAAAAAGCUAUUGUCUUUGACAUUGGCAACCGUUGAUAACAUUAAUCUUGUUUACCACGAGUAGCUCCAAGCAUCUGUUUCUAUUUAAAUAAAUUUAUCAAUAUUGUUCCAGCACUUGUUUGUAAAUUCGGAUUAUCAUUUAUUUAUACUUAUAUUCAGGUGCAUUGAAAAAGUAUAUAAAGCACCGUGUUAUUCAUUUUCAUUUAUUCUCGUCGCAUUCGCGGCUUUGCCAAGUACUUUGCAACGCCCAGCUGCUACAUAUUUUACUGCAAUAAAUUUGAAAUUUCGAAGAAAUGGCCGAGAAUUCUCGUUAUGUACGUUUGGACGCUAAUGGUACGGAAGGUAUUGAAGAGCCUAAUCCAAGUAGACGGAUAAGAAACAAAAGCAUUCUUGAGAAGAUGUUAAAUUCAAACGACGCUGAGAGUCAGCAAGUGGCAAAAAGAAGAAGAGUAGAAGAACGUCCUGCAUCUUCAUCGAAUCCAGAUUAUGUGUGCAUAAAUGAUGUCUCGAUUAACUCACCCGUCACACCAAUACCAGCAUCUCCAUCACCGGCAGCCUUAGACUUUCCUACGAUAUCUAGAAGAAUUUCACAAUCAUUAGAAAAUCUCGCGAAUGUGUCUGGAUUUCGUGUGGCCACCGAAACUUCUCAAGAGAAUCAUUUAACUGAGUUUCAUUGCUGGUUACUGAGUACUGCAAUACUGAAUGAUUUGAGCUCUCGUUCAUUUCUUGGUAACUCGGACGUAGCCCAGAUGACAAGUCAAGAGUUGCUGUGUCAGGCCAUUGAUCUCUAUGAGGAUGUAGAACAACUAUCACCACGGGAACUAUUGAAUCUACCAUUCAUUCCUAGUCCAAUGCGUUCUAACAGCCAGUUAAUGGAGAUCCCAUUUCUCGAUCCUCUGCUGGUUGUAUUGUGGAGCAUACACCUCGAUGAGAUUCCUUGGAUGCUCAACAUCUUACCAUGGAGAAUCCUGGAUCGCCCUACUCGAGCGGGUCGCAGUAUUCUCGAGUGGAUCUUCAGACUUCGGAAUCUUCAUCAAUGGCUGGAGGCAACCAGAGCUCCGCCCAAUAUAGCACUAAAAAUCAUCCGUUUUGUUGAGAAGGUUCUACGGUCAUAAAUAGUAUAGUGUAUAGCGAGGAAGAAAGCAUCACGAUCUAAAACAAGCGAGGUUGACAGUCCGAGCUGAAGGGUAUGCUGCUUUCACCCAAAAUCUAGAGUUGUAAUAAUGCCAUAUCAUAUAUUAUAUUUUGUAUCUGAUCUGAAUGUCAGUUGUCAAUCGAAACAAGUCAAUUUAAGAUCGAUAGUGCAUGUCUACGUUUAACUUAAUUUGUUAAUAAUCAACUGCAAUUUUCGUGUGGCUAAAGUACAGUCAGAAACUGAUGUACUGUAUAGUGUUUAUUCAUGAUACCAGCAUCGAAACAAAGUUUUAGUAUCUUUAUAGCCAGUCGAAACAAGCUACUUUCAGUCCAAUGCCAUGAAUUAAUAUUAG
Molecule: messenger RNA, 1562 nt
Organism: Microplitis demolitor
Lineage: Eukaryota; Metazoa; Arthropoda; Insecta; Hymenoptera; Braconidae
Gene: orph-G4-2
Source: RefSeq, marked provisional